CGGAAGACGCGCAAACCAAGCGCAAACGCGAAGAAAUGGAGAGGCUUCGGCGCCAGGUGUUUGACUUUCCGAAGGGUGCCACUUGGAAUCUAGGCCCGUACCGAAACCAACAAGGGAAAGUGAUGACUCAAUGGGGAAUGCUGAUGGGACGAAAAUAUGUACAGCGCGAGGGCAAUGGCAUCAUGGAACACCACGCCCAGAAUUCAUUUGCCAAUCUCGAUGAGGCGAGGAUCAUUUUCACAUAUGCCUCUUACCUGGAGUAUCAGAGAGAGCUGAGAAUCGCCCAGUCAGUCUCUGCUAACCCCCAGCAUGUUGCCUUUAUCAAGGUGACAGAUUCUAUUAUCAUGGCACUGGUGAAAUUCACCUUGCCAGCUUCCGAGGAUGGAGCAGUUGACCGGUUCGUUCCUCGCGAUGGGACGGUCAUCAAGAUCGGGUUCCGACCUCCUAAUAAAUUCGGUUUGAAGAAGACUUUCUGCAGUGCAAUUGCCAUGCCAAACGUCUUCAAUCUCCCUUACGAAUCGAAUGCUCUCUUCUAUGUGCCUGGAGCAAGCUUUGGGUUCUAUCAAAAGUUCGCCGUCGAGGUCGGACAGCGUGUCAUCUUCCUUCCUGCAGCGAUCGCCAUCAGAGUUCCAGCCGCUGGGGCACAGCGGCAGGUCGAUGCAAUGAAUCGUCUUUGCUACCCCGCUCAGGAAAGAUGGCACAGAAUCCUGCUAAACCAACAUGCCGGUGCUCGACGCAUCAUCGAUCCCUUCUCUGGUCUGGAUUUUGAUUCCGAGGAAGUCGAGACAGCGAUCGACACUGUACUCAAUAUUCCUGGCAUAACCUGGACAGCUGGUCAGAGAAAGGUUAUCGAGUCGCUCCGCGAGUUCCCAGAACGCCUUCUACUUAUAGAGGGUUUUCCAGGGACGGGAAAGUCUUUGACCUUGAUGGGAAUCGCUGCCGUUUGCCGUCUGCUAGACAUUCAUGUCAUCUACACAACUCCCACGCACUUCGCAGGUGACGCGGCAUGUGAGACUGCUGAUAAGUUUAUGCAGCUAUCGCAUAUGUCUAUGGACGUCUUGCGUGUUUACAGACCAGUUUCGGAAGCUAGGGCUUUCCAGACUCACGGGAGGGAUACAAGAAAGGAAGUCACGGAUGACGAAGAGCACGAAAACUUCGAUCCAUCGGAAUUCACCCAAAUGGGCCCAAUGCCGCAAAGUGCUAUUGAAGACGAGAGUUUCAUCCCAAUGAAUGUGUCCUCUGACAGCCAGGUUUUGAUCUCUCAGCUCAUCAACAACAUGAAAGAAGAUCAUUUCGCUAAGUCAUACGGGGUUCCCUCUAAAUCUUUGGAGAGCCAUGUGAUCCGUCUUGCCAUGAAUGAAGAAAGAACACUUGUCGCCUCUUAUCCGUCUGAAGAGCAGAUUGCCAAGUCCAAAGGUGACCUGUAUGAUCUUAUUGAAGAUGGCUUGGACCCAGAAGGUGAAGAGGUUGACAUGCUGGCUGAGAUUCGGAAAUUCACCAGUAUGCUCCAAGAAAAGAAUUUCCGGCAGUUCUCUGAUGAAGAGAAACGAAAGGCACUUCUGGCGUUUAAGAAGGCCGCACAGUUGGUUGUCCAAGAAGCUACUUUUCUGAUUUCGACAAACAAUAACGCCGGCGAUUCAAUGAUCUCAACUCACUUCGGGAAAGACGCAAAGGCAAUCAUCCAGAUCAGGGAUGAGGACUUCAAAGAGACUGAGCCCAACAGUUGGGUGUUCGCUGCCAAAUCCGUCUUCUCGCACAAGGUUGUCGGUAUCAUCAGUUGCGGAGACGAAAAGCAGCUCCAGCCGACCGUGCUUUCUGCGUAUGAUCAACCAAAAUUGAAUGAGUUCUCUGCGCAGUUGAGACUACCUAUGCCCACUCGUCUCUCAAGGAUGGGACAUCCCACGCACAAACUGGACGAGCAGUUUCGGUAUCGGCCGGUAUUUGCGGAGUUUCCGAACAGAAGGACGUACAAUGGGCAACUUAAAAGUCACCCAUCUACAAAUGAGAUAACAGUCUUGCCGGGCUAUCUCAAAGCCAUGAAGGCACUGAUUCUAACUGGUCCGACACCCGCAGUUGGUUUUGUAGGGAAAGAUAACGAUCCCAAUGUCCCUUCUAUUGAUACACCUAGACAUUCCUCGAAUAUCGACUAUGGGAAUUUGGUGAUUAGCGUCAGAAACUCUACCUGCACCGUGGAGGAGGUUGGGAAGUCUCGGUAUAACGAUGCGCACCGUCUGCUCGUUGUCCAAAUUGUCAUGAUGAAUCAUCGACAUGGGGGCUACAAGAGUGGUGACAUUACAGUCAUCACGCCGUAUACCGCCCAGCUAGUGAGAAUUCGUCAGACGUUUUUCCGAAUGGUACAGUUGGGGAUACUCAGUCCAGAAAAUGUCCCGUUUGUGUCCACGACCGACUCCAUGCAGGGAAAGGAGUCGAAGCUCGUGAUCUAUGAUUGGGUUAUCUCGAGCGCGGACCGGAUGUCUGACCUCGGGUUCACGACGGAUGACCAUCGGGGAAACGUCGGUCUGACUCGGGUCAUUGAGGCGAUGGUCAACAUCCUCCCUGGAGAAAUCGGCAAUUCUAGAUUCCUAGUCCAGCCGCAGGAGCGCCAUAAUUACAUGGGAGAACUGGUGAAAUCCCGUGUUCCGUACCCAUGCGAGUUCAUAUCAUGGGCGAACCAGCAAGGGCUCCUUCUUGAAGUUGAAUGUCCAGACGAGCAAAGCCUGAUGAAGGAACCGGUGGGUGGAGUGAUCGGGAAGCUCACCCGCGCUGUGAGCACCAAGCCACUUGGUCGUAUUUCCCAGGCCAGCACUGGCGCAGCAACUACCCUUUGGAGUUCAGCUACUCAGGUCAUGACAUGGGUUUUUUCCCGGAAGAGAACCAACGCCGACAGCAACAAUAGCGAUGUCAUCAGCAACGUCCCAGAAAACAUCAACGCGCCUGAGGAACACACAGACCCCCUAGAGGGCCCCAAUAAUGAGUGGACAGCUCCUCCAGACACCGCGAGCGAGGUCUGGCACGAUAACCACACCGAAAUGCUGGAACCGUCCGUCGGCGAUGAGACUGCCGUUGCUGCCGACUCUUCACUCCCGCUAGAGGCCUUCUCGCAAGUGCAGUCCGAACCUCCGGUCGUAAGCCCCCCGGAAAUCACCGUUAUCGGGGUCGAAAAUUCUGCCGUGGCGGAUGAAGACAUAGCACCUUGUAUUGGCGAAUGGUCCUCAGGCUGGGCCGCAUCUGGUGCCGACUGGUGAGUGUGGAAUCUGCGGUGAUGUCAGACUCGUGACCAGAAAGCUGGAAGCUGUAUUGUCGCAGAAUGAAAGGGGGGACAAUCGAAUAGUAGAUAGUUGAACUUUCACUAGGAAGAGGGACAAUCGAAAGUAGAUAGUCAUAUCCUACAUUAAUACAUAUCCCGUUC
Molecule: messenger RNA, 3409 nt
Organism: Aspergillus candidus
Lineage: Eukaryota; Fungi; Ascomycota; Eurotiomycetes; Eurotiales; Aspergillaceae
Product: AAA domain-containing protein
Exons: 2
Coding region: 36-3245 (1069 amino acids)
Molecular function (GO): 5'-3' DNA helicase activity
Source: RefSeq, a predicted model, not a curated record